AAUGGAAAAGGAGCAAAAAGUAAGAAUAGGGUUCAUUUCAAUCGUCAAGGGAUUCAAAUCCAAGUAUGAAUCGCGAUGAGAGCAGAGAAUCUGUUGCAGCAGCGAACGGAGAAGUGCACCCUGGGGUGUCCCGUACUGGAUCGCUUCCUCCGCGGCGGCGUACCCUGCAACUCCGUCACUGAACUCGUCGGCGAGAGCGGUUCCGGCAAGACCCAACUCUGCCUCCAACUCGCCCUCUCCGCUCAGUCCACCCUCUACAUCUACACCGAGUUCCCUUUCCCCAUCCGCCGCCUCCACCAGCUCUCCCAACGCGCCGCCGUCGAUGAUCCCCGUUCUCCCUCCUUCGACCCCUGCGACAGCGUCUUCCUCCGAAGCGUCAGCUCCGCCAACGAACUCCUCCGCAUCUUCCCCCAAAUCGAGGACUUCCUUUCCUUCCGGCGGACCCGGUUGCCGGUGAGUGUCAUCGUGGUGGACUCAAUUGCCGCCCUCUUCCGCUCCGAAUUCGACAACAACGCCGUGGACCUCCGGCGAAGGUCGUCGCUGUUCUUCAAAAUCUCCGGGGAGUUGAAAUCUUUGGCGAAGAGGUUUGGGUUGGCGGUGGUGGUGACGAAUCAGGUGGUUGAUUUGAUCGGUGAUGAGAUGAUGAUGAUGAACAGUAACAACGAGAUGUGUACGUCGGGGAGAAGGGUUUGCCCGGCGCUUGGUCUGGCGUGGGCGAACUGCGUGAACUCGAGGGUGUUCUUGUCGAAGGAGGUUGACGACGGCGGCGACGGUGGAGUCACCAGGACGAGGAAGCUCAGUGUUGUGUUUGCUCCUCACUUGCCUCAAUCCAGUUGCCAGUUUGUCAUCACCGGAGAUGGCGUUUUUGGUGUAGAUCAUCAAACCCUACAAGGAAGGGGAGCCAAUGUGUAAAUUAUCUAUAAUUAUUGUUAUUAUUACUGAUAUUUCUUUGUUAUUAUAAUUUAUUUAUUGUUCAAGUUUU
Molecule: messenger RNA, 982 nt
Organism: Lotus japonicus
Lineage: Eukaryota; Viridiplantae; Streptophyta; Magnoliopsida; Fabales; Fabaceae
Product: DNA repair protein XRCC3 homolog
Exons: 1
Coding region: 76-912 (278 amino acids)
Biological process (GO): resolution of mitotic recombination intermediates; t-circle formation; telomere maintenance via recombination
Cellular component (GO): Rad51C-XRCC3 complex; replication fork
Molecular function (GO): four-way junction DNA binding; ATP binding; ATP-dependent DNA damage sensor activity
Source: RefSeq, a predicted model, not a curated record